GGCGUCGUUAUCGUGUUCAGUGAGCCUUCACCUGCACCGCCAGCAACAUGGGAGAGUAUCGCGCCAACAAGGCCGGCAUCAACGCCGAGGCGCAGGCGCGUAUCCACAGCAAGUACAACGACGACAUCGCACACGAGACCCUCGAGUGGAUUAAGCUGCUGACGGGAGAGCCCGCCAACACUGCCGGAGACGCUGACAACCUGUUCUCGGUCCUUAAGGACGGCACCCUGCUCUGCAAGCUCGUCAAUGCAAUCCAGGAGGGCUCCGUCAAGAAGGUCAACCAAUCAGCGAUGGCCUUCAAGUGCAUGGAGAACAUCAACGCGUUCCUUGAAGCCGCCAAGAAGCUCGGCGUGCCGGCCCAGGAAACCUUCCAGACUAUAGACCUCUGGGAGCGGCAGAAUCUCUAUUCUGUAGUCACCUGCCUGCAGUCCCUCGGCAGGAAGGCGGGAAAUUACGGCAAGCCUUCGAUCGGGCCGAAGGAAGCGGAUAAGAAUGUUCGAGAAUUCACCGAAGAACAAUUGAAGGCUGGACAGCACGUGAUUUCGCUACAGUACGGCACCAACAAAGGCCAGCAGUCUGGCAUCACCUUCGGCAACACCCGUCAUAUGUGAAGAGUAGUACUUAUUAGGAACCAUGUGAUUUCUAUCCUUGUUUUAUAUUUUUUUAUGUCUACAUUAAAGAUUAUAUAAUAU
Messenger RNA from Plutella xylostella (diamondback moth), 692 nucleotides. Its product is annotated as myophilin. The record is from RefSeq and is a predicted model, not a curated record. Gene Ontology annotation, biological process: actin filament organization. Gene Ontology annotation, cellular component: actin cytoskeleton. Lineage: Eukaryota; Metazoa; Arthropoda; Insecta; Lepidoptera; Plutellidae. Gene Ontology annotation, molecular function: actin filament binding.